This is a messenger RNA of Onychomys torridus (southern grasshopper mouse), 2802 nucleotides long. RefSeq names its product two pore segment channel 2 (gene Tpcn2). Gene Ontology annotation, biological process: monoatomic ion transport; transmembrane transport. The transcript is spliced from 25 exons. The record is from RefSeq and is a predicted model, not a curated record. Gene Ontology annotation, cellular component: lysosomal membrane. NCBI's taxonomy places the organism in Eukaryota, Metazoa, Chordata, Mammalia, Rodentia, Cricetidae. Bases 50 to 2239 code for a protein of 729 amino acids. Gene Ontology annotation, molecular function: monoatomic ion channel activity; voltage-gated channel activity.
GAACGCUUGCUCUCGGGUAGCGCUGAAUCCGGCUUGGGUUGGUGGUGGGAUGGCGGCAGAGGCGCAGCCCCUUCUGGGCAGGGACCGAGGCGGUGGCCAGGCCCGCUCUGAUGCCGCAGCCAGUCAGGAGCUCUGCAUAGACCAGGCUGUGGUCUUCGUUGAAGAUGCCAUACAGUACCGCUCCAUCUACCACCGCAUGGAUGCUGGAUCGUUGUGGCUUUACCGCUGGUAUUACUCGAAACUGUACCAACGAGUGCUGGGCUUCACCAUUUUCUUGAUCUUGGCCUUGGCUUUUGUGGAGUUCCCAUCAUCCUUCACAAGAACCGCAGAUUUGCGCUACCGCUCCCAGCCCUGGCAGCCGCCCUGUGGCCUGACCGAGACCAUCGAGGCAUUCUGCAUGCUGGUCUUCCUGGUUGACCUCUCUGUGAAGGGCUACCUGGUGGGGCAGGCCCAGUUACAGCAGCACCUGUGGCUGCUGGCCUACUUUGUGGUGCUGGUUGUAUCUGUGGUGGACUGGACUGUUUCACUGAGCCUCGCUUGUGAGGAGCCCCUGCGGGUGCGUCGGUCACUCCGUCCCUUCUUCCUGAUGCAGAAUUCCUCCAUGAUGAAGAAGACCCUGAAAUGCAUACGGUGGUCGCUGCCAGGAAUGGCCAGUGUCGGGCUGCUGCUGACCAUCCACCUGUGCCUCUUCACCAUCAUUGGGAUGCUGGUGUUCACCAUUGGUGAGACGGAUGAAGCCCAGGACAAGGAGAGGCUGGCCUAUUUCCAGAACCUUCCACAUGCACUGAUGUCACUCCUGCUGCUGUUGACGACUUCCAACAACCCAGAUGUGAUGAUUCCUGCAUAUAUCAAGAACCGGGCCUACGCCCUCUUCUUUAUAACCUUCACCUUGAUAGGAAGCUUGUUUCUGAUGAACCUGCUGACAGCCAUCAUCUACAGUCAGUUCCGUGGCUACCUGAUGAAGUCUCUACAGACCUCGUUGUUCCGCCGGCGGCUGGGGGCCCGUGCAGCCUAUGAAGUCCUUGCUAGAGACACCCCUGAGGCAGUUGGGGUAAAUCCUGAGGACUUCCUUCGAGUACUCCAGAAAACCCAGCUUUGCAAAAUCCACAAACAGGCCAUCAUGCAGAAGGUGCUCUCCUAUGAAGGCCGUCCAAUGCUGGCUGAUGAGUUCCAGAAACUCUUCGAUGAGGUUGACAAAGAUGUGAUCCAAGAGCGCCCGCCGAAGCCCCAGUACCAGUCUCCGUUUCUGCAGAGCGCCCAGUUCCUCUUCAGUCACUACUACUUCGACUACCUGGGGAGCAUCAUCGCUCUGGGAAACCUGUUGUCUAUCUGUGUGUUCCUGGUGCUGGACUCAGACUUGACGCCCGGGCAACGUGAUGACUUUGUUCUGGGAAUUCUUAACUACGUCUUCAUCUUGUACUACCUGCUGGAGCUGCUGCUCAAGGUGUUUGCGCUGGGCCUGUGGGGCUACCUGUCCUACCCUAGCAACGUGUUCGACGGCCUCCUCACCAUCCUCCUCCUGGUUUUGGAGAUUUCUACUCUGGCUGUAUACCGAUUGCCGCACUCAGGAUGGAUGCCCAAGCAGUAUGGCCCACUGUCGCUUUGGGACAUGACGCGGCUGGUGAACACACUGAUUGUGUUUCGAUUCUUGCGCAUUAUCCCCAACGUGAAGCCAAUGGCUGUGGUGGCCAGCACCAUCCUGGGCCUGAUCCAGAACUUGAGGGCAUUUGGUGGGAUCCUGCUGGUGGUAUACUACGUGUUUGCCAUCAUUGGGAUCAACCUAUUCAGAGGCAUCAUUGUACCUCCUGGAAACAGCAGCCUGGUGCCCAGUAACAGCUCAGCACCUUGUGGAAGCUUCGAGCAGCUAGAUUACUGGUCCAACAACUUUGAUGACUUUGCUGCUGCUCUGAUCACGCUGUGGAACGUGAUGGUGGUGAACAAUUGGCAGGUGAUCCUGGAUGCCUAUCAGCGCUACUCAGGCCCGUGGUCAGUGGUGUAUUUUGUGCUGUGGUGGUUGGUGUCCUCUGUCAUCUGGAUCAACCUGUCUCUGGCUCUGCUUCUGGAGAACUUUCUCCACAGAUGGGACCCCCAAAGUCAUAAGCAGCUCCUUGUUGGUACCCACCAGAUCAACUAUCAGAUGUCUGUGGAGCUCAUGUUCAGGGAUAUCCUAGAAGAGCCCAUGGAGGAGGAGCUGAUGGAGAACCUGCAUAAGCACCCGUACCUGAAGCUGUGUAGGUGACACCAGAGUGGCCUCCCAGCUGGGCUGGCAGGACAGAGAUGCUGACCUGGGGCCUGUGCUGUGGAGGCAGCAGCUGGUUAGAGACCAAGCCAGAAAAGACGGUGCCUGGGACAGACCACUCAGGGACAGACAGAGGCUGGGACAAGGACUGUGGCUGCUCAGCAGUAGCCACGGUGCAGUCUCUGUGGCCUUGGCAGACCGGUGGUCCACACUGCAGGGCUGCAUCCCUCCAUUUGCUGCUCUUCCAGGCUGCUUUGGUGAGACUUGCUAAGGAGAAGGGGUGAUUUUGCCCUCAGAGCCCCGGAAGAGAGAGGGCCCCAGCUCCAGCUGCCCUUGUUACCACAGCUUAUCUGCGCCUUCAGCGUUGGUGGCCUUUGGGAACCCACGCCUGCACAGGGUCUGUGGAGGGUAGCCGGCAGGUUUCGGGGCAUCAGGGUUGGUCUCACGUGUCGAGAAUGUCACCUCUUUGUUUCACAGUGUCCGUGGAUGUGAUCGGGUAUGCCUGGGGGUCACAGUGCCAAUCAUCUUUCUGAUUUGUAAAGAAUGAGCUUGUUUUUACUCUG